Messenger RNA from Formica exsecta, 2161 nucleotides. RefSeq names its product zinc finger BED domain-containing protein 4-like. NCBI's taxonomy places the organism in Eukaryota, Metazoa, Arthropoda, Insecta, Hymenoptera, Formicidae. The transcript is spliced from 2 exons. Bases 1088 to 2161 code for a protein of 357 amino acids. Gene Ontology annotation, molecular function: protein dimerization activity. The record is from RefSeq and is a predicted model, not a curated record.
GCUUUUCAUAGACGAGUGAGAAAAUAUAGAAAAAAGUAAGUAUAUUUUUCAAUCACUGCACUAAUUUCAUAAACGUCAAUCAUAACCUCAUCUAACCUAAAUUUUUUUCCAAUUUCUGAUUUCUCUAUUUACAGAAAUUUUAUAGAAAGACAAAAAUAUGUUUUAUUAUUUUUUUUCUAGUGACACCUACAUUAAAAAAGGUAAGUCCUGUAUAGCAAUUUUUUAUAAAAAAUCCAACUGGUGGUAUUUGCAAAAUUUCUCUACCGACAUAAAAUCUGAUGGAUCCGGUGGAAACCAUUUGAUUCGGAAGCAUCUAAAUAAUCCUGACAUCAAAAAAAAUUUUAUAAAAAGUGCGGCUACUGAAACUGACAAAGCGCAACAGACAAAUAAUUUAAAUCGUACAGCUGAUAAUAAUCAAACUGAGUGCUCAACCUCAAGACCGUCGACGUCAUCAACGCUAUCAUCGGCAUCUACAUCAUUAAUACCAUCAUUGGCAUUGACAGCCUAUAAGAAUUGCGCUUUUCACCAGAAUUGUCCUUGCCAUUGGCUGUCGCUAGUUAUCGAUUCCGAAAACUGUCGAUAACAAGUUACUGAAUCCCGCUACAGAACUGUCUGAAAGAUUUUUUCUUCGAGUGAAACAUCUUGCUUUCAGCCAAGGAUUGACUGCACUUUCAAACAAAUCAAAUCGUUUGAAGAAGGAGGAUCAAAGGCUGGAGGAAUAACUAAUGCGAUACUGUUCAUGAUCGCCUCAGAUAAUAUGUCCUUUAAUAUUGUGGAAAGAGAAGGUUUCAAGUACCUUAUGAAAACUAUUGUCCCUUUGUACAAUAUUCCUGGAAGAAAAUUAAUCACUAAAUACAUAGAAGAGAAAUACAACUACCUAUCAUUAGUUGCGAAAGAUAGGCUAAAUACCGUCCAGCAUAUUUCGCUCACAUCUGAUCUCUGGACCGACGUACUCAACACUGUGAAUUACUUAGGAAUGACAGCACAUUAUGAUUUUUAAGACGAACUGCAAUCCACGACGAUAGGUGUAACUGAAGUAGCGGAACGACACACAGCUGAGGUUUUAGGUAGGUGGAUAGAAAAUGUAAUGAAUGAUUGGAAUAUUGAUAAAGACAAGGUUAUUGUGAUGGUAACAGACAAUGGACCAAACAUUGUUAAGGCAGUUCAUGAUACAUUGGGAUUUAAUAAACAUCUUCCGUGCUUUGCUCACACGUUAAAUUUGGUCGCUACACACACUAUGAAUUUUGAUGAUGCAACAGUUUUGGUGACAAAGAUUAAAACGAUUGUAGUUUUCUUUAAACAAUCCUCAAUUGCUGCCGGUGAGUUACGAAAGGUCAGCGCCCUCAAGUUAAUUCGGUGUAUUGAUACGCAUUGGAAUUCCACAUAUUAUAUGUUAGAACGCUUCAUUCUGUUGGCGGAUACAGUUGGAUCAAUUUUAUUGAAAAUCCCAAGCUCACCUCCAAUGUUGACGGCAACUGAACUGCUACUAGCGAAAGAAAUUCUUGAAGUUUUGCGACCGAUUGAAAAAGUGACGAAAGAACUGUUUGGAGAAAAGUAUGUCAUGAUCAGCAAAAUGAUUCCAAUGAUCUACUGCGUGAAAAAAAAAAUUGAAUCGCUUUGCACGCACCUAAAAAGAUUUGGAAACAUAACAGCCAAUCGAAUUAUUGCGAUUUCGACAAUAUUAGAUCCUCGAUUUAAGCGACUGCAUUUCCAGCAGAACGAGCUUGUAGCAUGUGCGCAAUCAGUGAAUUACAUUGCUAAAUAUAUGAAAAAAAUUGACCAAGCAAAUAUUUCUGACGGUGACGCGACGAUUACUGAAGCAAACGUCGAGAAUUCUGAGACGUCUGAUGAUCUCUGGACAUAUCACGAGGACCUUGUUAAAGGACAAGUUACGAAUAAAGAUGAAAGAAAUCAAAAUGAAAUGCCAACCGAUCUAAGGCAUUACUUACAUCAACCAUUGGCAAAGUUGAAAAAAAAUCCAAUGUUCUAUUGGUCUAAACAGUACAAAAUGAUUUACCCAACACUUAGCAAAAUUGCAGAAAUGUACUUGCCCGUAGUUGCAACAUCGGUACUUUCUGAAAGGGUAAAACUGACGUUUAGGGGAGGCAGCCCCGAUGACCUUGACCUUGACAUAUAUUGUCAAGGUCACCCUCGUGAGUGA